AUGACGACGGCGAUCCCCUCCAUCGCCUGCCUCGGCGUAAUAGGCCGCAACAACAACCCGCUGCACAUGUCCACGUUCCCCUCCCACGACACCGCCACCAACACCCUCGCCCCCGUCCGCACGCCCCUCGAGUUCUCCCUCCUCCUCUCCUCCACCGUCGACGUCUUCGACCUGCGCGCCAAGCACCGCUCCGCCUCCGCCGGCGUCCUGCCCGCCGACCAGCACAACUCCAGCCUCCUCCACGCCGUCGACGACCGGCUCGCCGCCUACGGCGUCGAGACCAACACGGGCGUGCGGCUCGUCUGCGUGGUGGACAUGCGCGGGCGGCGCGUCGACGGCACGGUGCUGCGCGCGGGCGGCGGGGGGUUGCGGGAGGCGGAGCUGCGGCCGGUGUUCAGGGCGAUGCAGGGCGCGUACGUGGGCUUGUUGCAGAACCCGUUUUACGAGCCGGACGCGCACGCGCCGCCGGGAGGGGGAGGGGCGGGCGAGAGGAUCAAGAGUAAGAGGUUCGCGCAGGCGAUGAGGCGUAUCGGCGAGUCGUGGACGCCGGGCGUGACCAACUUGUGA
Cordyceps fumosorosea ARSEF 2679 is the source of this 567-nucleotide messenger RNA. Its product is annotated as Longin-like protein. Gene Ontology annotation, cellular component: nucleus; cytoplasm; TRAPP complex. The coding region runs from base 1 to 567 and encodes 188 amino acids. The transcript is spliced from 2 exons. Lineage: Eukaryota; Fungi; Ascomycota; Sordariomycetes; Hypocreales; Cordycipitaceae. The record is from RefSeq and is a predicted model, not a curated record. Gene Ontology annotation, biological process: endoplasmic reticulum to Golgi vesicle-mediated transport.